Messenger RNA from Zea mays, 3018 nucleotides. RefSeq names its product 2-oxoglutarate (2OG) and Fe(II)-dependent oxygenase superfamily protein. Lineage: Eukaryota; Viridiplantae; Streptophyta; Magnoliopsida; Poales; Poaceae. The record is from RefSeq and is a predicted model, not a curated record. The coding region runs from base 726 to 2129 and encodes 467 amino acids. The transcript is spliced from 5 exons.
CAGCGGACCGGCGUCUGCGUCGCUAGCAGCUGCGGACUGCGGCUGCGGUUGAUGGGCCAGUCGGCCCAACCACGCGUACCCCUUCGCCUUCCUCAGCGCGUCCUCGUCCGGCUUCCUCCGCUCGAUGCAGCAGCAGCGACUGCAGGCGGCGCUCGACAGAAAACAACACGGCUGCGACCGGAUCUCACCGGAAAAGUUGAGGAGUGGAGGGUCUUAGCUGCCGGAGUUGGGUAAUACCUCCCUAUAUCCCCUAUUGGUAGGUCCGCCGCUGCUCCAACCUCCAGGUCCAGGCACCAGGUCGCUCCUCCCUUCUCUUCCCGUCGGGUUCUUGUCCAUCGUAGAUAGCCUCUCCUUCGCCGAGGUCACCAGUUCCUCCUCGUGUCCUUCUCGCUAGUCGCUACAGUCCUCCUACUCUGCUUGGCUCGAGUGGAAUGGGGAUCCAUCCUGACCUGAGUGGUUUCUUCUUUGCUUGGUAGUCGCGCAUAUUUGGUAGCCGCGUCCGCGUGACGUCGUCGGUGCUUGGGUCCAUUCAGACAUUGUUCUUAUUUGAUCAGUACCCCUAUUUAGCGCCUGCAAGAUCGAGAUCGAUCUUACUUGACUCCAUAAGAUGUAUUGGGGAUUUGGAGUGCCUUGUACUCCAACUUAAGACUGGGAGUGAACCCGCAUACCCCAAGCCCGCCCUUCCACCGAACUGAACUAGACAUCCUCAAGCGUCAUCAAUUCUAAUGGAUGAUGCAGCAGAAAAUAUUCUUGCAUCACUUGGCCGUGUGCAUCUCGUUGAUCUAAUGGCCUCUGAGGGCCUUCCUUCUGACAGCUAUAAGAUGUGUGUGUCGACUCUGAUGCAGUCACUCGCUCAAUAUUCGGCAGCCAUCAUUCAGCUGUCACCAGCUGAUGGUGCCUUGUUGAGGUCAGGUUUGGACUCGGCUCGCUUUUUCUUCCACCAGCGAGGGUAUAAUUCAAAUGAGGCUGUACACUCGGAUGAUUCCCGUGAAUGGUGCAAGACCUCUGGUUACUAUGUUGAUUCUCAGAUGUGUCUGGAAAUGUAUGAUUACAGGCCUGGUAUUACUGCAACUGAUCCCAGCGGUGAAAUGGAAUUACCUCCAUCAGGUUUGCCUGACAUAUUUUCGGUGCUGGGUAAAGUUUCUCGAGAUAUAUUGGACGCAAUCAGUUUCUCAUUGAAUUUACGUAGCUGUGCAUUUACUGAGAUACUCGACAACAUACCCUUGAGAAGCCAGGAAGUAUCAUCUUCUGUUCUUUCAGCAUGUUGUCAUUCAAGGCCAUCGCUUGAAGGAGGACAUCAGCAUAGCAUUGCUUCUCAAGAUAAUGGUCACUUGCUCAUGUUUUCUGAGCAGGAGCAACAGAUUGAUAAGACUUUGCUUACCCUAGUUAAGUCAGAUAUGUCAGGUCUAUAUAUUAAAGACUUACAUGGACACUGGAUUCUUGUUGAUGGAGAUAUUGGUCCACAUGAUGUUAUUGUCUAUUCUGGCCUUGCACUUUAUCAGGAAACUGCUGGCUAUGUAAAUCCAGCUGUACAUAAAACAGAGGUUGGAAUACAUGGAUGUAUGUUUGGGCGAUGCUCUUUGAUGUUCAAGUUCAUGCCUAGAUCAGUUGCAAGGCUGAGUGGUUCAGAGAUGAGAGCUGCUGGCCAUGGUGUUGAUGCCCAGUUUCAGGUUCCCAUACAAGUUAAUGAUUUCAUGCAGACAGAUCGUUUUUCUGAUCAACUGUUUCCUAAGACUGAACCAUCAUUACACACAGAACAAGAUUCAGCAUCAUUCAACUCCGUGAUGAAUAAAAAGAAGGGAAAUACAAGAACAAAGCCGCUCCCUCCUUCUAAAAGACUUCGCCAAGAAGCACAGAGGGUCCUGAAGGAGCGUGUUCAGGACAUUGCAGAUAAGAAAGGCGUCAAGCUGAGAUUUUGCAAUCUCAAGGAAUGUGAAAGCCACAUCCUGUCAUUGGAUAGUCCAUGUGAGAACACGAGAACUGAAAUUGGAUGGCCACAAGGGGUUCCGUUUGUCCAUCCACAUGACCUCCCAAACAAGGCAAAGCUUGGGUUUUUGGAAGCUUACGAACCUGGAUGGACGGCCUCCCAACAAGAAAUGGAGGUUGGACAACUGCUUGCGACAUUGUGAACCUCAUCCUGAUCAUUCCAGCCUGUUCUCAAACCAAAUUGUUCUACCAGUCCAUUGCACCCUAGCAAAGUCUGAAAUUUGUGUUGAUUCAGCCUUGUGCUCUGCCCUGGAGUAUCAGUCACUCCAAAAAAAAACUGACUUGGAUGGCACCUAGCCUUCUAAAUGACAUUCGUAAAAGUGUGCUGACCCAAGAUUGUCUAAUUCAAGGUUAGUUUUGGAACCCCAUUUUCCCAAGGGAUUUCUAUUUUCCCAAGAAAAUUUAGUUCAAAAUGAAAAUCCAUUAAGAAAAUAGAGUUCCCAAACUAGUCCUCAGAGUGAUUUUGUUCUGCGCUAAUAUAUCGCAGUGCGCAGUGGCCCUGAGCUUUCCCUUGAGUUCAAUAUUGUAGCAGCAGCUGUUUUAAAGUCACUCUCGUGGUUGUGUUUCAUGUGGAGUCGCAGUUUGCCACGAUUUCUUAAACAAUCAAGCCAUCGAGACUCUAGAGGUCCGGUUGCACUGCUGUGGAGCCAGCCUCAGUAAAUUUUGAUGUAUUACCAACCUUGGAUAUGUUUUGAAUUUCGGGGCUGGUCAUCAAUUCAUUCCUUCAACAUGUUGCAGAAGCAGUAAUGUAUACUGACGCCAAAUAAUUUGUAUACAUAGAUGUAGUAUUUGAGAACGUGUAAAUGCGACUACCCGCUGCUUAGAUUGAAAGUUAGAUUAUAUAAUCUGGGUAGAUUAUAAUCCUAAACAAACAGGCCUUUAAUCCAUAAUGCAUUAUACGGAAAUGUUUGUAAUAUACUUCGCAAGUUCGCAUCAACAAUGACAAUGCUGAUGUGGAGAUGUUUAGAAGGAGAUGGAGAAAACACAAUUAAAAGUCAAGCAAUAAGAGCAACAAGAAAAGACACAAGAUCA